AUGUUAUUAUUAGAAAUACCAACUAUGGUUGAAAAUAGCCUAGCAUGUCGUUAUCUUGCUAUAACAAUACGAAACAUGGAUCAAAUUGAUCCAAACCUUCGAAAGAAAAUCUCGGAAUCAUUAAAUUCACUGGAUAUUCGUGUUAAUGAAGCUACUAAAAUAUAUUCCGAUUUUCGACAUGAGGCCAUAGUUUUUUCACGAACUGUUCGUGAUAGGAUGAAUACAAUAGAGGAACAAUUAGCAAAGGAUUGGAAAAGUGAAGCAGCCAGAGAGGUAAUACAAAAACAUCUUGAUGCGAUUAAAAAACGUAUUCCUAUCUUUAAAGCUGCAUUGACAAAGGCAAUCAAAAAAACAUACCAAGUUACUGAUACAGCCAAAGAAGCACAUUUAGUUUUGGAUGACGGAAGAACCAGUGCAAUACGACAUGAUAAUUCAUUGUAUCAGCGACUUUUGCGUUUUAUUAGUAGUGAGGAAGAAAAAAUUCAAAUAAAGGAUCAAUUAGAAGAGAUUGAUGAAGGGAUUAUAUUCAUCAAAGAAUUACAGAAUAAUUUAGAAUUGUUUGAUAAAAUUAUCGAUGACCACAGAAUAAAAAGUCAGGAAGUUGAAGUACAACUUGAAGAAAAUAUAAAUCAUGUAGAAAUAGAUAAAACUUCAUUAAAGGAUCUUAAAUAUAGUAUCGAAGACUUGAAUAUGCCACACCCAAAACUUCCUAGUAAUAUGAAUAAAAAUUGUAUAAGUUUUAAUAUAAGGUUUUCUACAGUUGCAAAAAAGUUGACAAUGAUUCGAAUUUGGUCUACAAAACGAACAGUGAAUUCUUUAGUUUUUGUUUUCUCGGAUGAUACAACCCAAAUUAUUGGCACACCAAAUAAAGGACAUCUUAAAGAUUUCCUAUGGGUUGAUGGAGAAUAUAUUACAGAGAUAUCAUAUGUAAUUGGAAAGUACGUUAAUGGCAUUGAGAUUAAAACUAAUAGUGGACGUAGCACAGGGUGGCAAGGCUCUCGUAGUGGUCGUAAGGAACGAAUUGUUCCAGGGGUUUUCAGUAAUUGGUUUUCAAGUUGGCGGGGAAUAUAUGGGACUUUCUCAGAUGGAAUAUGCAGUAUAAUGCCGCUCUCA
Messenger RNA from Racocetra persica, 1113 nucleotides. Lineage: Eukaryota; Fungi; Glomeromycota; Glomeromycetes; Diversisporales; Gigasporaceae. The record is from the annotation of a GenBank genome assembly.